AUGCCUGGCGAUAUCUGCAGCUUAGCCAUAAUGGCAAGUCUCGCUCGGGGAAAGAAAACUGGAAAUCUCCUUCUGUUACCCUUGUUUCUCUCUUUCUUUGCUUCUGCGGUGAAUUUUUCACCUCCUAAAUAUUCUGCUUGCCACAGCAAACAUUUUGGCUAUGAUGGAACCGUGUGUGUCUGCUCGGACGAGCUAGAGUGUGACUCUUUUAGCGAAGGUAGUCCCUUGUCUCACGGGGAAUAUGCUGUUUAUACAAGCUCAAAAGCAGGUGAUCGCUUCAGUUUAAGGACUGGGAAGAUACAAAGUGACUCCGAAGGAAGUCCACCUCUUGCUGAAGAAGCUGAACUUACUUUUACAGUGAACCAAAGCGAGAUUUUUCAGACAAUUCUCGGGUUCGGUGGUGCAUUUACAGGUACAGAAAAUAAUCUCAUAAACCUUUAAGCUGCAUUAUGUGUAAGGUUGGAGACCUACGAACCAGCUCGUGUAUGGUUGGGAAAGAUGUCUCUGCAAAAGAAUCGAUAGUUGAACCAGUCAAUUCAAUUCAAUUUUCGAGUCAUAGGCCAAAUUUCCAAACAAAACUCAUUCAGUAAACAAAGUAACUUAUAAGAUAAAACAAACAUGGCUACUUUGUUUACUGAACCUGUGGAUAAACAAUGCAUUUUGUCACUGUUAUUCUUUAAUUUCAGAUGCUGCCGGAAUCAACAUUUUUAACAUCAGCUCCACUUUGCAAGAGAAACUCAUUUCAUCAUAUUUUUCGGAAGAUGGCAUUGAGUACUCCAUCGGACGCAUCCCUAUGGCUAGCUGUGAUUUUUCCACAUACCCUUACUCAUAUGACGACCAUGAAGGAGAUUUUGAAAUGCAGAAUUUUAGCCUGGCUAAAGAGGAUUUCAGUUUGAAACUUCCUGUAAUGAUUUCCGCAAUAAAGAUGAGCAAACGGAAUAUUAGGUUCUUUGGUAGCCCUUGGGCAGCUCCAGCCUGGAUGAAGACCAAUGAAAAAAUGCAAGGGCCUGGUGAAUUAAAAGGAGUCGCUGGUGACAAGUAUCAUAAAGCUUGGGCUUUAUAUUUUGUCAAGUUCAUCAAGGCUUAUGAGAAGAAUGGUGUGAAGAUUUGGGGGCUUACAGUAGAGAAUGAACCAUCAACUGGCUUUAUUCCAGGGUAAUGAUUGAGCAAUAAAUAAUAAAUACCUAUUAUAUUUUCAGUGACCCUAUCUCCAUUGUUUGUUGCUAAUUUUGUAAAAUUUACCCCAAGGUGGACAAAAAAUGGUCAAUAACAAAUCAGAAUAUAUUUCAUUAUACAUGUACAAGCAGUCACACCCCUCAGGUAUAGUCGAAUAGUCCAGAAACAUGUCUUCUGGGUUAAUAAAAAAAUCUGAAAUAAGAGUGCUGUUUCUCGUGACAACAGCAAAUACCAUCUUUCAAAGAAAUCAUUGUCUUGCCUCUAUAUAUGUCCACAACUUGGGCUUUAAAAAAAGGGAACAAUCAAUCAAUCAAUCAUUCAAUCAUUUAUUUAAUAAAAUCCACAUAACGUCUAGUCUAAGCGCUGCACAUUUGGUAUGCCUUCUUGAGUUGCCCUGAUAUAUGACCCUUAAAGAUUAACAAUUUAUCCAGUUUAACCCCAAGAGUUUUCAUGGAUUCUAGGGUCCCUACUUUAAUACCUUUUAGAGUAAAUUGUGUGGUAAUUAUAUGAGCAUGGCUCAUGGUGUUGUCAUUGUUAACAAGGAGAUGAUUCUGAUCAAACCAGGAUGACAAUAAACUAAGUUCAGAGUUCACAACAAACUGCAGCACAGUAGGGGAGGUCUCAGAGUAUUAUGCAGUAGUAUCGUCUAUGUAGAGCCUAAAAGACAUACGAGCGAGGAACGAAAAUUGUUAAUAAAAAUUAGAAACAAAAGAGGCCCAAAAAGGGGACCCUGUGUCUCUGUAACUAGAACAUAUCCCACGAACUUUAACUCUCUGUUUGUGACCCAUCUGGUAGGAGGACAUAUCAGCUGCAAACCCGAUGAGGUACAUAGCUUUUUUAAUAACGAAAUUUUACCCAGCAAGACCAUUGAACGUGGUAACCAGUAUAAAAUUAAUGUAUGUUUUACAGGUCAAAAUUACAUUCAGGAUAAACUUUUUUAACCUGCAUAUAUACAUGUAGAGGGAUUCUUUCCUAUAGCAUUAAUUCAGGACUAAUAUUUAGGACUAGGAGACAAGGGAAACUGAUAAUCAACCAAGGUUAAAAAAUUUUAACUUGAAUUUAAUUUCGACCUGUAACAUGUGAAUAAGAAGUGAAAUGUUUUUUUUCUCCUGGUCAAGGUAUUCUUUCCAGUGUAUGGGUUUUACACCAGAGAUGGAGAGAGACUUUGUAAAAGAAGACUUGGGUCCAACCUUGGCCAAGUUAGGCUAUUCCAAUGUUACAUUGAUGAUGUUGGAUGAUGCUAGGCUAUUUGUACAUUCAUGGACUGAGAUAAUGUUGGAUGAUCCCCAGACUGCCAAAUAUAUUGCUGGUAUCGCUUUGCACUGGUACAAUGAGCAAAAUACGUCACCUGAUGUCCUUACCGCUGCUCAUAAGAAGUAAGUCAUCAAUAUUUGAAAGGAUUCUCAGCUCUUAAAUAAUAAUAUCAUUAAUGACAAUUAUAAUAAUGAAAAUAAGGAUCUUGCUUCAUCUUGCAUGCCUGCUUAUGGAUUAAGCCAUAUAAUGAUAUUAUUACAAUAGUACUGUCUUAAUCUUUUUGUAGGGGUAUAGGCAAAUCCUUGCUUACUGCAUUAUUUUUAUAUAAUCCUUCAAAGCUUUUGAGCUUACACAGAAAAGGUGUCAUACUAGUCAAAGGAUUGGAAAGGAAAAAAAUGUUUUGGACAAAGUUUGUUUACAAGCUUACAACAAGCAAAUUAAACCUUUGUUUCUUUGUUCUUGUUGCUGUUUUAAUGUAUUUUCAUUUCAACCACUGUAGAUUUCCCAAUCAUUUCUUCCUGAACACUGAAGCCUGCACAGGGUGGACAGGCCCACCAUCUGAGAGGGGAGUUCAUCUUGGAGAAUGGUCUCGAGGAAGUAACUAUUCACACAGCAUUAUUGAGGUAUGUAAACAAAGCCCAGCCACUUUGAGCCCAUACCUCCCUAGAAAGUCAGUCCCACUCUCUCCCCUGUGGGUUUUACCUUGGUGA
Molecule: messenger RNA, 3140 nt
Organism: Porites lobata
Lineage: Eukaryota; Metazoa; Cnidaria; Anthozoa; Scleractinia; Poritidae
Source: the annotation of a GenBank genome assembly